Molecule: messenger RNA, 3018 nt
Organism: Dreissena polymorpha
Lineage: Eukaryota; Metazoa; Mollusca; Bivalvia; Myida; Dreissenidae
Exons: 2
Coding region: 435-1601 (388 amino acids)
Biological process (GO): neuropeptide signaling pathway
Cellular component (GO): membrane
Molecular function (GO): neuropeptide receptor activity
Source: RefSeq, a predicted model, not a curated record
UAUAACAGUUCACUCAGUCGUAUUAACACUGUAAUGCAAUUACGCUGUCACAUAAAUGUUUCUCCUGCUUUCGAACUGCUGUAUCUCAUUAUGCUUUGAAAUGUUACCUAUUUGUGAAACAAUAAAUGCCUACCUUACACCGAUUAAAUGUGGUCGUAUCUUUUGUGAAGUGGUUUAAAUUUAUAUUAUCAAUGUCAGUGUUUAACAAUAAACUAAACGUGUGGACUUACUGGGUCGCGUUUGUUAACGUGCGCCUCUGGUAGAUUUAAACCUACGUUUGUUAUUGGAAGUAAUCUACACUUGCUUGUGUAACUAUUCAAUCAAUAGAUAUAGUGUGAUGUGAAUAUUAUUGAACGUAUUGAACCACCCUUCUGUUCACAUAACAAGUGUUGAUUUUGCUGUGCCAAGAAAAGGUUACGGCGAAAAAGCAAAGGAUGUUCACUCAAAUUCCAAAAAGCUGGCGUCAGAAUUUCAAUGAGAACGUCACGUUACGGGAGUUAAACGAUGCUUUAGUGACGUUACACGUUCCGGCAAUUGUAAUUAUUAUGACAUUAUUGGUAAUAGGGGUUAUCGGCAACAUAACCGUCUUACGUAUCUAUUUCCCGUAUCCCAAAUCAAUUUCACGGGUGUUUAUUAUAUGGCUCGGUUUCAUAGACCUGAUUGCGUGUUGUUUAGGAAAGCCCUUUCUGCUCGUGAGCCUCUAUCACCCGUACGAAUUUCCAUCAGUUGGUGCGUGCAGGACGUUCCGAUUUGUGCAUGUGUUUCUCGUCGCGGCCUCUGUGUUUAUAUUUGUGUGUAUUGCAGCUGAAAGACAUCGCGCCAUAUGUAGUUUUCAUGUGGUGGAAAUGAAAACGGCCCGGAUGCACAUGAUGUGUCUGAUAUCGUGCAUAUUUGCUAUCGUUGUCGCCAUCCCUGCUAUAUUUGUGUACGGUGAGAGGACAGUGAAAACUGGAGUGUUUAAUAUCACAGGCAUAGAGUGUUUUGUGGAGGACCAUUUUGAAGAAACCAACUCAGUAUGGCCGAAAGUGUAUUAUCUGCUCCAGUGCGGGAUCUGUUUUAUAGCGUUUGUUAUCAUGCUGAUUUUGUACAUAAGAGUUGGGCUACAAUUGAAGUGGCAUUUAAGAUUUUCACGAUCAAACAAUCGUGCCACAAUAAACGUGCGUUCUUCUUAUUCGAACGAAUUGGAAUUAAACUCUACACAACUCCCCAGGGUAACGUCAAAAACAGAAAGUCUUCUAAAGGCAUCGAUUUCACAGGACAGCGAACAUUCUAGUGCAAACGCGCCUAAAGUAAGCGUUGCAUCCACAACAAGUUGUCAUAUAAACCGCGCUGCUGGAGAGCUGACAACGAUGUUUUGUUGGACUACUGUUAUUUUCAUUUUGUCAUAUAUUCCACACCUUACGAUAAUUAUUUACCAAACUUAUUAUCCGACUUUUACACAGGAUAUGACAACUCACGGAAUUAUAGCGUAUAAUAUAUGUUUACGGUCGUUUGUGAUAAAUAAUAUGGCAAAUCCAGUGGUGUAUUUUAUUUGUAUGAGAGCCUCAAGAAUCGACUGUAGGAAAUUGUUUUGCAAAUUGCUUCCAUAUUGUAGGCAUUAAUUUUAUAAUUAAUACUAGACUAAUUGAAUACAAUGUUCAAUUCAUAAUAACAGGAGAAACUGUCGUUAUACAGAUCGUUGGAAAUGUUGUUCAUCGUAGCGAUUUUGAUCUCAUUCAUUCAUUAUUGCACGAAACUCUUACACGGACCGUGUAAUAUUAGUGCAUGCCACACAUGUAGUGUAUAUUUUUAGAUACGCUUACCCUGUUGCAUAUUAUACAUCGUUUUAUUUUGAACACAUAAAAGGCUGUGUGUUUAUCGGAUCAUUUUGAAUGACAAGAACAUGUAGUUUGGGUAAAAAUCGAAAAUGCCGUUUUUUUUCUUUACAAGUACAAGUCUUGCAUGAUGUUAGGAGUUUACUCUUUGAUACACUUCAUAUAUUAAGCACUGACCCAUCUUUUGAAAUGGCAGCUUGUACAUUGGGAAUUGUGUGUUUGUCGGCGGUUCGACACUUGAUUUCUUUCUUUAAAGGUUGACAUAAAUGCCAAACAUAACAUGAUACAUCAGAUAACAUACGAUGUCUCAAUGGAGUUUUUUUUUGGUUAAAACCUGGUGUGCUUAAUAUAUGCAAACGUUUGUGGUAAACGCUAUUAACCUGUUUUAUUGCAAUAUAUAUUACACUGAUUUAUUAGUUGUUAUGUACUGAAAUCUUAUUGAACGGAUAUCGGUUAGGGCCUUACUAUUUUUAAAUGUGAUCCAUUUUGUUUUGAAAUGUCUUAUACAUCAGGUUGUAUUACUUCGUCCAUAUUCUAUACCAUAUCAUCAUCGUCAUGAUUGCCAACGUGGUUUUCCUUUGUCCAUUGUUUUCGUAUAAAUGUCAUACAUCAAUCGUAUAAUGUGUAUUAUCAGAUUUGUUUUCUCAGUUUAUGCCAGCAAAUAUCUUCUUCAAUUAUCGACCACGAAUGGUUUACAGUGUUUUAUUGCAUGUUGUUUUGUCAAAUAAAACUUUCACCCAAAGAUGCCGGUCAAAGUAUAUUGGCAAUACAAAUUACAUUUGUAUCGCUAGUUAUUGAUAUAAUGGACAAGGAAAAAGCAAAAGCCUUCUUUAAUAUUAACAAUUGUUAUUAAUGUUCCCGAAGAAAGACUUGUACAUGAUAAUCGUACCGUAAGUCAAUGUGUGUGUGGGUUGUGUGCGGUUGUGGGAAGGAGGAUGUUAAUAAUAAUUGUAAAACAACAUCAAAGUGUGUUUCUCUUUAAACGCAAGUUUUAUGUGUUUAAUACUAAGGAUGCGACAUUUUCAAAUUUACACACUGCAAUUAAAAUGAAAAACAAAAAUCUAAUAAAAACAACCAAUUAUUAGUUGUUUGUCGUACGAUUCUGAUAGCUUCUUAAUUUGAAUUUAUCGUAUCUCAAAGGCCAUCUUUAAAUCAUUGAUUUUUUUUUCAAACUGUAGCCGAAUAAAAUCGCUAAAUACAACAA